AUGAGUCACAUGCAUCUGCUCUAUGCCAACAGCGCGGCACCAUUUUGCAAGGUCGUUUGGCGUCUUGAGAAGCUGACACCUUCAGCCUUGAUACGCCAGCAUAUGCGAGAAGGGAGACGCAUCUCAGUUUACAAUGUGGGGCACGAGCGCUUGGAAGAGCUGCCUUUGCAAGACUUGAAGCCGAACUGCGUCCCAUACCAGCAGCGUGGCUGGUGUCGUGCAGAGCUUGAGUGGGCAAAACCUUGGACCCUCGACAUCUCGAGCGUGACCUCAUGCCUUCGAAGAUUUGGCUUUACGAACUACACAUCCUGGUUUCACAGAAUGUCGCUUCCCAUGACGCCCGAGGCUUUUCGUGGUAAGGUUGGCAGCCAACAACUGAAGUUCACACAUCGCGGUGACAUGGAGCCUGUGAUGCGGCUGCAA
Molecule: messenger RNA, 423 nt
Organism: Symbiodinium necroappetens
Lineage: Eukaryota; Dinophyceae; Suessiales; Symbiodiniaceae
Source: the annotation of a GenBank genome assembly